This is a messenger RNA of Acanthochromis polyacanthus (spiny chromis), 2107 nucleotides long. It is a transcript of the gene entpd6, whose product is annotated as ectonucleoside triphosphate diphosphohydrolase 6. NCBI's taxonomy places the organism in Eukaryota, Metazoa, Chordata, Actinopteri, Pomacentridae. The record is from RefSeq and is a predicted model, not a curated record. Gene Ontology annotation, molecular function: UDP phosphatase activity; GDP phosphatase activity. Gene Ontology annotation, biological process: nucleoside diphosphate catabolic process. Gene Ontology annotation, cellular component: membrane; Golgi apparatus.
CUGUGACGUCAUCAAGUAGCGCCGCGUUGUUGACGGUUCAGCAUCAGGAUGAGAAGAAAAGUGACCGAAGAGUUGAAGUAACGAAGCGGCUGAAGACGGCUCCUGGUCGGCCAUCGUGUUGAGGCUCCACAGAAUGAGCGGUGAUGAAGAGACCCAAGCUGGCCGGAGUGUUCCUGCUGCUGGCCGUCCUGCUGGCCUACCUAAUGUUUGUGAAGAAUCACUACUCCAGACCCGACCGCUUCCCUCCUCCCCCGCCCCGCAGAAAGUCGGACCGCCGCCGCUGGGCGGAGCUUCCGUACGGCGUCAUGUUCGAUGCCGGCAGCACCGGGACCAGAGUCCACAUCUUCAGGUUCCAGAUGGAGAGCAAAGAAGCUCCCAGGCUGGACCACGAGACCUUCAGAGCCAUAAAACCCGGACUGUCUGCCUAUGCCGACGAUCCACACAAGUGUUCUGAUGGGAUCCUGCAGCUGCUCCAGGUUGCCAUGUCCAGUGUCCCUCCUUCAUCCUGGACCUCCACCCCGCUGGUCCUGAAGGCCACGGCCGGCCUCAGACUGCUGCCUGGAGAGAAGGCUCAGCACCUGCUGGACACCGUGAGGGCGUUGUUCCUGGAGUCACCUUUUUUGUCCAGAGUGGACAGCGUUUCCAUCAUGGACGGAACCGAUGAAGGGAUUUCUGCUUGGAUCACCGUCAACUUCCUGACAGGUGGUCUCCAUGGCGACGGCUCCACGGUGGGGAUGUUGGAUCUGGGAGGCGGCUCGACCCAGAUCACCUUCAGCCCUCAGGAUGAGAAAACCAUCCAGACCUCACCCAUCGACUACAUCAGGUCCUUCCAGAUGUUCAACAACACACACACUGUCUACACACACAGCUAUCUGGGUCUGGGUCUGAUGUCGGCUCGGCUCGCCGUCCUAGGAGGCGUGGACGCUCCACCCCUAGGGGGCAGCACUGAGCUGGUCAGUCCUUGUCUUCCUGCGGACUUCUCUGGCAGCUGGGAACAUGCUGACAUCACCUACACUGUGAAGGGACAGAAAGCAGGGGAGCCGGUUUACGAGGCGUGCCUCAAUAAAGUGGAGAAGGUUCUGUACAGGAAGGUGAUGAAGGCGGCGGAGGCGGCGGAGGUGGAGUUCUACGCGUUUUCGUAUUACUAUGACCGAGCGGUGGACCUGGAUGUCAUUGACGAGCAGCAGGGAGGAACCAUCAGCGUGUCCCAGUACACGGAUGCUGCUAAACGAGUUUGCAGCAGUUCUUCAUCCGUUGGGCCUCUGCAGAGUCCGUUCCUCUGUCUGGACCUGGUCUACAUCUCAGUCCUGCUGCAGGAGCUCGGCUUCCCCCCCAGCAAGCAGUUCAAGCUGGCCAGAACCAUCAACCAGGUGGAGACCAGCUGGGCUUUAGGAGCAACGUUCCACUACAUGGAGUCCCUGAAGAUCCUCUGAGACUUUAUGGAGAUGUGAAGAACCAGGAGAACCAGGGAGGACGAAAUGUUGUUCUGGAACACGUGACCUCAUGGAAACACUCCAGUCAUGUUCUGUCAGUUUAAACUUGGUACUGAAUCUGUGUUUUUAUGCAGGUUGUUACUCAUCUGUUCUGGUUUAUUCUUAACCCAGAUUAAUACCGAAGGUUCUGAUGAGUCCGAUAUUAAUGUUUAUCAAACAUCCACAUCUCCGUUUACGUGGAACAUCUCCAUUACUGAAUGAAACUAGAGCAGAUAAAGAAGCUAACUGUGCAGCUAACAGUCCAUGCUAACACCGUGAAGGGACUUCAGUAAAAGAACAAUCCGUUUGUUGGGAACUGUUCUCAUGUUUUAGUUCAGAUGUUCUGUCUGGACUUGGAGGUUUGGUCUUUUGUAGAACCUCUGGUGUUCUGUGUGACUCUGAUUGUUUUCUGAAGGAGUCUUGUUUCUUUGUGCCAAAUCUAGAGAAGCGGUCAAUUGGCAGCAUCUCAGCCGAAACUAUGAAGAUUUUAUAAAACUCAGCGACUCCGCAUUUCCUAUAAAACUGCAGAACUUUAACUGAUUUUUAGAGAAUUCUGAGGAAAGUUUUGAGGGAAUUGGCUGUAAAUGAAAGUUUUUCUAAUGUCUGCAAUAAACACAUGCAUGUUUCUGCAUAAA